CACACGAUGGUACGCAAAUGAGGCAGACUGAUCGGCAAUCAAUGACUGAAAGACUAUACAUGUGGGAUGUGUUGAAAGGUACGAUUUACAUGCUGAAAGCAAAUGCAAUGAUCGGGAAUCACAGUGGGAGUAAUGACAACAAAAAUCUGACAGCAGGGAAGUGACGGUUACCAUGGAAACAAAGAUGGCGGCUCCGCUUGAAGGCGUGGAUCGAGGGUGGGCUUGGAUGGUCCUAGCCGCGUGCUUCCUGUCUAAUGUCAUGAAUGCCUAUUUUACUUACGCUGCCGGAGUUCUUAAUGUCGCCCUUCUCGCGAAGUUCAACGAGAACGUUGCUUUCACGGCCCUGGUAGGGUCUGUGUUCGCCAGCCUACUAAGUCUCACAGGACCGAUAUCGAGUUCCCUAGUGACCACGACGAACUGCCGGGUCACACAUCUCAUUGGUUCAGCCUUGGUCUUUAUAGGGUUCUCGGCCAGUUAUUUUGUCACCAGCCUUAACGUCCUUUUGGUCACCUACGGCAUUUGUGCAGGAUCUGGAACAGGACUGGUAGCAGCCUCUAUUUUGAUUAAGCUGGGAUACUCGUUCGAUCGUUACCAAGGUAUCGCGGUGGGAGUGGCGGUGGCCGGAAGUGGUCUAGGGAUGUUCCUUAGCGGACCUCUCACCCAGUUCUUACUCGACACAUAUUCACUUAAUGGAGCUUUCCUCUUUCUUGGUGGACUUAGUACUCAGGGUUUUGUCUUUGCGAUAAUUAUGCGACCAUGUGGUAGAGAGUUAUUAGAAAAGGCAAAGCGAGACGAGUCUAAUACUGGUGGAUUUUUUAAUUCGUUCGAUUUCAGUAUAAUCAGGAAUACGACGUUUAUGGUGGUGCUAUUCUCUAAUGUACUGUGGAAUCUCUCGUAUUCUAUUCUUCUGGUCCAUCUUACUAACUUUGCAGUCACGGAAGGAUCAACUCCCGCAGAAGGGGCGUGGUUGAUAACAAUGAUCGGCGUAGGGAGUAUAUUCAACCGGAUCCUGACUGGACUCUCACUAGGGAAGAAGCACGGACUGGACCCGUUACUUAUGCAGUUUGGGUUUCUUGGAUUAUCAGGGCUUAUUACUGUGAUAUUCCCACUAUUUUCAGGAACCUACAAAGGUCAAUGUGUUUUCGCUGUGAUAUUUGGUUUCCAUAGUGGAGGGAUGAUCACCCUUAUUACCCCCCUUGUCGUGCAUCUGGCUGGCGUCUCCCAGGUGGCAGCAGGUGUCGGCGGAAUGUACUUGUCAUCAGGGAUCGGCGGUAUUAUCGGUCCGCCAUUGGCUGGUGCCAUAUAUGACUCGUGGGAGACCUAUGAAUACACGUUUUAUCUCGCUGGUGCCUUAUUUAUACUGGCUGCGUUCUUCGUAUUGAUAUCAGCUAUAUGGAGAAAUGAACUUGAAGAAGAAGUUGAACACCUUGAUAUCAAAGAAAGUAAUAUUCUUGGUGGUUCCGCCUUGUUUCUGGCCGGUUCGAUGAGCCACCUGGCCGAUGGAGCAUCACCCAGCAUUGCGCGUCGGACCAUGGGACAUUCGAAACAUUCUCUCCUUUUGGAUGACGUUCUUCGAACAUCUCAUGUAUCUAUUCACAGGUGCGAAUUUCACAAAGCAGAGGCCGAGGAGGGGUAACAUCAGCCAUUACAUUACAGUAACCUCACCGACAAUUGAUUCAGGUUGAUUUGGAUCUUGUUUUAGACUAGCGACAGAUAUCGCAUCUCAUUGGCCUGUGCAUGUGUUUUGUUGCACAUCACCUCGUCAAAAUAAAAAUAAAACGAUUACCGAUAUCGUGGUACCUUAAUUAGAAGAAACGUCGUUAUUUGUGAUUAAUUUGUGAAUGCCCAGUAACAAUCGUUGUCUUAAAUUACAUGUAUCAGUCAUUCUAGGUACAACCUCUUUUCGUAGGUCCCUGACCAUCUGUAUCAGUGUGAGGGAUUGGUAUGUUGCAGAAAUCAUUGUUGUUUUGCUAUACAUGUUCAUGAUUAUGACAAUCAUUAAAUUAAAGCAAGGAUGAGGAAACCUAAAGUACAGCCAGCAGAUAUACUGAGAUUAAAAAGUGUUAUAUUUCUUUUAAUUCAUUGUAAUAUUUUCGAAGUUCUUUUUUCAAGUUUUACUCUCUUUAAGGAUGGAUGAUCUUAAUAACACAAGAGGUGAUUUUUAUCUCUGCAAUUUAUCUCCAUGGAAACGCUGCUGUGUCUAUUAAUACAGAUGUGCUAAAUUACGUAGUUCAAAAUUUCAGUUCGAAUCAUUUUAAAUGAUUAAAUAAUUAAUAUUCUUAAAUACCAUUUUCUUUACACAUUAACCAAGUUAUUGAUGAGACAAAAUGUAUCUGUUUCAUAAACAGUUCUAGUCCAAGAACAUUUUAAGCAAUUCCGCAGUGCCAAAUAUACAGUUUUAAUGCGUGCAUGUUUGUAGUGUUAAAAUUAUCUGUUAAGGUGCGUGGUGCUUUAUGUCUUAUUUCAUGGGUUUCAUCAGUGCUCUUUAAGACUUUUUUCUCUUUUUUUGUUGUGUGUAGUUAUAUCCUUACGCUGAUUCUCACUGUUAAAUUGUUUGUUACUACCAGAUAUGUGUUUCUUAAAUGUCCUAAAGUGUCUAAUAUAAGUGCUCCUUGAUUGUUACCUUACGUACAAGUGUUUAGAUUGGUUUCUAAAACAUUGAUAUAUUUGAUUGUGAAAUUGAGAUGCAUUUUUCGAUAGUACUUUUGUUAUUGUGUGUAGGAACCCUUUACUGUCAGGAACAGUUAUACAAGUAAGUUUGUCAUUAUAAGCAUUCAUGAAAAAUUGUUUCGACUGUCUAAUGUGGAACGAGACAGUAUAAAUAGGAUAACAAAGCGUUGUCAGUGUAUCCACUAUGCGCUACUAUUGAGAUAUAGCUAGUAGUUAAAGGAGCAUUACUCUGUGUUGUUCUUGUUAUCAAGAGAUUGCAUGGCAUUAUUUAGUACAAAACAUCAGGGAUCGGUUCUACUGAAAGUUCAAGGAAAGUUAUCUAGACAACAAAACCAAAGGUAAACAAGAGGACACAUGGUCUUUCCAUGUUUGAAGGUCUAGUGUGUUAUAAUGACGACCAUAUAUCACUGAAAUGUUUUAAUGCAAGGACGGCAAAUAGUACAAAAAACAAAUCAAAAUAAACCGGUUGUGACAUGGUUUGCAUGGUGAAAAUUGAAAAAAAUACAAGUUUAAGGAUAGAAAGACCUGGUGAUCUGGACGAGUAAGCGUCUUCCGCUUCACCGGUUACACCCGCAAUUAAAAUCUAGGUAAAAUCUAGUCAAGUCACGUCCCAUAAGCGAAACAAGGAAAGUGACAACGAAACAGACCACACUGAGGAGUAAAUGAAAAUCGUACAGAUUCAUCUUGUACAAGGAAACAAAUUAUUUCCAAAUGAAAGUAUGAUCCUGAUGAAAACAAUCCAUGAAAAACGGCGUCCGCCCUUCAACUGAUACGUAACAUGAAUUGCAUUUUUCCGUCGCUGACUCAUUCUUAUAAUGCCAAGUAACCAAACAAAAGUUUUGUUUUGUAAUAACUGCCGAGUUCUGCUUUUCCAGGUUACUGGCAUUUAUAACGUAAAUAAUAAUAAAAAGGUAAAUAAUUCCUAAGUAAGAAUCGCUUUUCAUUUGCCUUUAACCUUUAGUUGCCUCAUAAAACUUUGAAAUAACACUCAACAUGUCCUAAAAACAAAGUUAAGAUAUUUCACACGGUGCUAAACAUGGAUUCGUCACAUUAACAUUGAAUCACUCUGUUGUGUAUUUAUCAAUCUGGGUUAACACCAAGAAAAGUAUGCGGGUCAUUUCACUGUAUGCAUGUUAAUCGGUAUCUACGUGUGUGUUAAGUCUAGUUAUAACUGGUAUAAUGUUUUCAUUGAUGUUCUAUGCUACCCUCUUGCUGAUCAUAAGAUUCAAUUCUAUGUCGUUCCUAUUAUAUAAGCGUGUCCGGUUGUUUUCAAAAGCAGUGUUUUUGGGUAAUGGGUAAGGGAUAAGAUGUCAUCUGUAUUAAACAACAUUGUAACUUCGUCAUUAAAUGCAGCAUGAGAGACACAAACUAGAUUAUAUAAUGAAAAACUCGAAAAGCUUAUUAAAGAAAAAAUGUUGUCUUAUAAAAUGUUGUUGUAUGGUGUAGAUUUUGGUAUCCUAUAUUUUUCAGUCGGGUAUAGAAUUAAGUUAAACUGUAAUUAGCUUUGGGUUAGAAAAACAACUGACAAUGAUUAUAUUACAACAGAAAUAGUCGAACUACGAAUUUUAAAAAGAACAACUUUAUGUUUCAAGUUUUUGUUACCUCUGCCGAUGUGUAUAUUUCGUUUUAUUCUCAUCUAGUAUAAGCAUACUUACAAUGUUUUUUUUUUUAUUUAUUUUUUGGAGAGGUUAUACAUUAGUCUAGUUCACACUUAUCUAUUUAUACAUAUGCAGAAUCUCAUAUCAGAACAACAGUUUUGUUCAAAUCCUGGUCAUAAUCAUACCUAUUUGUAUUAUUUUAUGUUGUUCACUUCAGAGAUUGUUUUUACAUGUAUCUCAUUCCAAAAUAUUUUUCUUUACAUGUUUGCACGAUUACAUUAUUUUUUCAAUGUUGUAAUGUGCUUUUUUGCUUAGUUGUUAUGCCUAUAUUAAUGUAUCUGAUCAGCAAUUAUCAAUGUCUACUGCUACCAAAGCGGUUCCACGGUCUUACGACUGUGAUACAUUAAAAUAUCUGUUGUUGAAACUCACUUAUUGCUAAAAAAAUUAAACAAACAUGUUGGUAUUAUGAUGGUAUAUGUCACGAAGAUGAGAACAUGUCGGAAACAUAACCACUGAAGGUCAAUACAUGUUCUUUUUUCAGAUAUUGUGAAAUCCCGAGGAAUAUUUAAUGUUUUUUGUCUUACUUUUAAGAUAGCGUGAUCUAUUUAAUAGGGGUAUAAUUUUGGGACAGCUCUUUGGAUGCAUGUAUUAUUGGGGACUCAUGUGUAGUCUGCCAUUCAAUUGCUCAAGAUUAUUGACCGAUGGAAACGUUGCGAAAUCGCCAACGUCGAAGAAUUUUGUAUUAGUGCUAGAUUUGUUAGGGAUUGUCAUUUCAUGAAUACAUAGCGAUUUGUUACCGGACAUAUUGUACUAGUAGUCAGUUGUUUCCGCUCAAACGUACUAUGUAUCUAUGUGCAAUUCGGAACAAUACCCAGUAUGUAUUCUUUUUUUAUUGUGACUCAAUCAUUUAUUUGGAGUAUGUUUUCACAUAUGUUAAUCUCGGAUUAUCUAUUGUUGGAUAUUUCUAUAGCGAGUGAAUUUCAAUUACAUUAAAUUGAUACACGAAAUAUGUUUAUAUAAUUAUGCUAACCAUACAUACUUUACGAAUAAAUUGCAUAAACAAUUAAGAGAAACCAAUGGAGGAAUGUCACCUUAGGUUGGAUGCUGCAGCAUUUGACAUAUUGUGUGAUAUUUACGGAAAUAUACAAUCAGUUUAAAUCUCCCGAAAUUACAACGAAUUUAAGAUAUAGGAAAUAAGAAAUUUAUAUCAAGAAUCGCAAUAUUGAAGAAGUUUUAUAGAUGUUCAGUUUUAACUAUCUUAUUUGGUAAGUCAAGUUAUGUCUACGUUAUUGUUUGAUACAAUGAACGUACUGGUAAUUUGAUAAUGCUGCUUUGCUCUGAUGGUAAAUACUUAGUAAAGGAAACGUGUAAAAUAAAAUGGUUUACAUGGUGCACUGUACUUUAGUAUGUGUAAAUGAUGGUGUGGAUUUCAUUAACAAUACAAUGCGAUUCUGUUCACAUUGUACAUGAAAAACAAUUAAUAAAUGAUUUAUGUAUUGCCAACUUGCAUUUCAUUAUUUACGCUAGCGUUUUGCUUAUGCUCCGUUUAAAAGUUAAUACAGCUACUGUGAUUCACAUGACUUUCGUAUGGGGCUAUAAAUCGCUUUUUUGGUAUUUUGAAUAUCAUGUCCAAUGAAAGCAUUGUUCAUACGUGAGAAUGAGUGUAGCUAUUGACGUAAAACUGCGAUAAUUUAGUCACGUGGAGUACGAUAUUUGUAUAAAUCCUAAAAAUACUGUACUGUACGAAUUGGUCAUUAGGGUUCUGUUGUGCGAAGCCUGGUUAGCAUAAUGGAGGAAAACCUAAAUUCAAAUACAAAAUAUUAAAAGAAUACAGAAAGAUAUUUACACUGGUUUUUGCACUUGGAAGCAUUUAAUGAGAUCC
Molecule: messenger RNA, 6150 nt
Organism: Mizuhopecten yessoensis (Yesso scallop)
Lineage: Eukaryota; Metazoa; Mollusca; Bivalvia; Pectinida; Pectinidae
Product: monocarboxylate transporter 13-like
Exons: 6
Coding region: 173-1636 (487 amino acids)
Biological process (GO): monocarboxylic acid transport; transmembrane transport
Molecular function (GO): monocarboxylic acid transmembrane transporter activity
Source: RefSeq, a predicted model, not a curated record